This is a messenger RNA of Loxodonta africana (African savanna elephant), 1396 nucleotides long. RefSeq names its product olfactory receptor 2A14-like. The record is from RefSeq and is a predicted model, not a curated record. Lineage: Eukaryota; Metazoa; Chordata; Mammalia; Proboscidea; Elephantidae. Gene Ontology annotation, cellular component: plasma membrane. Gene Ontology annotation, molecular function: olfactory receptor activity; G protein-coupled receptor activity. The transcript has a single exon. The coding region runs from base 167 to 1099 and encodes 310 amino acids. Gene Ontology annotation, biological process: detection of chemical stimulus involved in sensory perception of smell; G protein-coupled receptor signaling pathway.
AUUAGCUUAACAACAUAUCUAAGAAUAAAAUAUAGAAAAUCCACCCAGAACGAUUCAUUUCUGAAUGCUGUUUCCAACACUCAGUAAAUAUUGUGCAUCUUUGAUUGGUCUUCAGCUCUGACCUUCCUGUUGUGGAAGUGGCUCCAUCAGUUUUGGCCACAAGAGCAUGGGAGGCAACCAGUCGAGGAUCUCAGAGGUCACCCUGCUGGGAUUCCAGGUGGACCCAGCACUGGAAUAUUUCCUUUUUGGGCUUUUCUUCCUGUUCUACACCUUCACCCUGCUGGGGAACGGGGCCAUCCUGGGGCUCAUCUGUCUGGACUCCAGACUUCACACCCCCAUGUAUUUCUUCCUCUCACACCUGGCCGUUGUUGACAUGUCCUACGCCUCCAACAAUGUCCCCAAGAUGCUGGUAAACCUUCUGAGCAAGAAAAGAACCGUCUUCUUUGUCCCUUGCAUAAUGCAGACAUUUUUGUGUCUGGCUCUUGCUCAUACUGAGUGCCUAAUUUUGGUAGUGAUGUCCUAUGAUAGAUAUGUGGCCAUCUGCCAUCCCCUUCAUUACACUGUCUUCAUAAACUGGAGGGUCUGCAUCACCCUGUCUGUUGCUACCUGGGCAUAUAGCUUCCUCCUGGCCCUGGUCCAUGUGGUUCUCAUCCUGAGGCUGCCCUUCUGUGGGCCUCAUGAGAUCAACCACUUCUUCUGUGAAAUCCUGUCUGUCCUGAGGCUGGCCUGUGCAGACACCUGGCUCAAUCAACUGGUCAUUUUUGCAGCCUGUGUUUUUAUCCUGGUAGGGCCCUUCUGCCUGGUGUUGGUCUCCUACAUCCGCAUCCUCUUUGCCAUCCUGAGGAUCCAGUCUGGGGAGGGACAAAGAAAGGCCUUCUCCACCUGCUCCUCCCACAUCUGUGUGGUGGGGCUCUUCUUCGGCAGUGCCAUCGUCAUGUACAUGGUCCCCAAAUCCAGUCACCCUGAGGAGCAGCAGAAGGUCCUUUCCCUGUUUUACAGCCUUUUCAACCCCAUGCUGAACCCCCUAAUCUACAGCCUGAGGAACACAGAGGUGAAGAGUGCCUUGUGGAGAGCACUGUGCAAGGAGAGGAGAAUGUGAGCGAUAUCACAGAGCCACAUGGUGGGGGCAUUUUCUCAAGGGACGUGAAAGUUGGAAUUAGUUACCAUAUGCUGGAGUAAAUGCCAACUUAAAAUGCAAUAUUAUAGACCUAAACAUAAAAACUGAAACUGUAGUGUUUCCAGGAAAAUAAAUAACACCUUCAUGACAUUGAGAUUGGCACUGUUUAUUAGAGAAGAAACAAAAAGCAAUAUACAUAAUAUCUGAAAUAUUUUAUGGUAAACACUCAAGGCUCUGCAGGCCAUAUGGCCUCUGUUGUAACAACUACACUCUGAUGAC